This is a messenger RNA of Bathycoccus prasinos, 870 nucleotides long. Its product is annotated as DnaJ domain protein. The transcript has a single exon. Bases 1 to 870 code for a protein of 289 amino acids. The record is from RefSeq and is a predicted model, not a curated record. Lineage: Eukaryota; Viridiplantae; Chlorophyta; Mamiellophyceae; Mamiellales; Bathycoccaceae.
AUGCCGCAGCUCGUUCACUGUUCUUAUUGUUCCACUUUCUCUUCAGCGACGACGAUUUCGAAGAGAUGGAGGAGACAGAGGAGGAGAACACGACGAGUUGUUGCUAAUGCUGCAUCCGCUCGUGAAAAGAGCGACGACGAGAGAACGAAUCGAAUCAUCAUAAUCGAAGAAAUCUUGAACGCAUCCACCCCGGAGAGAACUUUGGGAAUACAAGAAGAAGAGGAAGAAGAGGAAGAAGAUGAAGCGAAAAGAAGAGUACGCGCGAGAAAGGCAUUCUCAAACAGAGUGAAACUGAUCCACCCGGACGUGUGCGAGGACGAGAGGAGCGCAGAAGCGACCGAGAAGUGCGUCAGAGCGUACGCGUGGUUGCUGAAUAGGGAAGAGGAGUUUGAGAGAGAGGACACCAAUAAGAACACCAACAACGUAUACGGAAGCGUAUUCGUGAACGAGAUUUUAUGCGUCGGAGCGUCGAAUUGUCCGUCGUAUUCGAAUUGCACAGUCACGGCGAGAGAGUAUUUUCGCGUCAAUCCAAAAACAAAAGCGGCGAGGUUCGAGAGAAGUGAAAAGAGCAAUCCUCUAAAUGCGGCGACGGAAGCGGAAAUCUACGCGGUGCAUCUCGCGGUGGAACAGUGUCCGAGACGAUGCGUGCACUGGUUGGACGAGAAGCAAACGCAAGCGUGUGAGGAAGAAUUACAAAAAGCUAUAGACGGGAUCGAGUUGAUAGACGACACGGCGCUUCGGCUCGAAUACAUGAUUAGUGCGUUCACGGCUGAAAAUAGGCUCAUCGAGAGAGAGUUGAGAGCGGCGGAAAACAGACGAGAGAGGAACGGAGCGGCGAGCGGAACCGACAACGCGAGCUGGUGGAAAUAA